GGCUCUGGCCCCGCCCCCUGCCUUGGCGUUCAUUGGCCCGCGCCGGCGUCGAGGGCGGGAGGCGGGGUGGCGCGGCGCGGAGCCGAGCAGGACGGCAGCCAUCUUGCGCGGAGCUGGAGUCGGAGCCUGAGGCUGCCGCCGAGAGUGCGCGCCAGCCCGCGGCCCAGCCGAAGCUCUUUCCCGCCGCCUCUCCGCGCCUCGCCCAGGUCCAGCCCCGCCUGACCCUCCGCUUGGCACGGUCCCCUGACCCUCAGUCCGGCUCGGUCCGGCCUCCCAGCGGGGUCACGCAGCCGCCCCGGGGACGAUGAACGGAGGAUAAAUGGUGCCCAAGGCAGACAGCGGCGUCUUCCUACUGCUCUUCCUGCUCGUGCUCACUGUCACCGAGCCGCUGCGGCCAGAGCUGCGGUGCAACCCUGGGCAGUUUGCCUGUCGCAGCGGCACCAUCCAGUGUAUCCCCCUCCCCUGGCAGUGUGACGGCUGGGCAACUUGCGAGGAUGAGAGUGACGAAGCCAACUGUCCAGAAGUGACGGGGGAGGCGCGUCCUCACCAUGGGAAGGAGGCUGUGGAUCCGCGGCAGGGGCGGACCAGAGGAGGCGACCCUACGCACUUCCACGCAGUGAAUGUGGCACAGCCCGUUCGCUUCAGCAGUUUCCUAGGGAAGUGCCCAACAGGGUGGCACCACUACGAAGGCACGGCCAGCUGCUACAGGGUCUACCUGAGCGGGGAGAACUACUGGGAUGCCGCGCAGACCUGCCAGCGCCUGAAUGGCUCUCUCGCCACCUUCUCCACUGACCAGGAGCUGCGCUUUGUCCUGGCCCAGGAAUGGGACCAGCCGGAGCGGAGCUUUGGUUGGAAGGACCAGCGCAAGUUGUGGGUUGGCUAUCAGUAUGUUAUCACCGGCCGGAACCGCUCCUUGGAAGGUCGCUGGGAGGUUGCAUUCAAAGGCUCUUCAGAGGUGUUCCUGCCCCCAGACCCCAUCUUUGCUUCGGCCAUGUCUGAGAACGACAACGUGUUCUGUGCCCAGCUUCAGUGCUUCCAUUUCCCCACCCUGCGGCACCACGACCUCCACAGCUGGCACGCCGAGAGCUGCUACGAGAAGUCUUCAUUUCUGUGUAAAAGAAGUCAAACAUGUGUUGACAUCAAGGACAACGUGGUGGAUGAAGGGUUCUACUUCACCCCUAAGGGGGACGACCCAUGCCUGAGCUGCACCUGCCAUGGAGGGGAGCCUGAGAUGUGCGUGGCUGCUCUCUGUGAGAGGCCCCAGGGCUGCCAGCAGUACCGCAAGGACCCCAAAGAGUGCUGCAAGUUCAUGUGUCUGGACCCAGAUGGCAACAGCCUGUUCGACUCCAUGGCCAGCGGGAUGCGCCUGGUUGUCAGCUGCAUCUCCUCCUUCCUCAUCCUGUCCCUGCUGCUCUUCAUGGUCCACCGGCUGCGCCAGCGGCGCCGGGAGCGCAUCGAGUCCCUGAUUGGAGCAAACUUGCACCACUUCAACCUCGGCCGCAGGAUCCCUGGCUUUGAUUAUGGCCCAGACGGGUUCGGCACAGGUCUCACGCCGCUGCAUCUUUCUGAUGACGGAGAGGGUGGGACUUUCCACUUCCACGACCCUCCACCUCCCUACACGGCAUACAAGUACCCGGACAUCGGCCAGCCCGACGACCCCCCGCCGCCCUACGAGGCCUCCAUCCACCCGGACAGUGUGUUCUAUGACCCUGCAGACGAUGAUGCUUUUGAGCCCGCGGAGGUCAGCCUGCCAGCCCCUGGGGAUGGUGGGAGUGAAGGUGCAUUACCCCGGCGCCUGGAGCAGCCUCUGCCCACUGUGGGGGCCUCUCUGGCAGACCUGGAAGACUCUGCCGACAGCAGCAGCUCCCUGCUCGUGCCCCCUGACCCUGCCCAGAGUGGGAGCAUCCCAGCUGCAGAGGCACUGCCAGGGGGCGGCCGCCACAGUCGCAGCUCCCUCAAUACUGUGGUGUAGACGGCCCGGCCUGUACCCCAACGGUCUGGGAGCACCUGUCUGUUGUCGAAAACACCGGUCCCUGGGGAGACUUGAAAGGCCCCUGUCCCAGCCUGGACGCCGCGCACUGCCGCACAUCACAGGUGGGCAUGCGUGUGUACAUAGAGACCACAGCCCGCCUCCUGCCAAAAGACGUGGUGGCCUGCACGGAGCUUCCUUGAGGGCUUCAGAAACAUGCUUAGCUUUGGAUCACUGUCUUCGCCUUUAUAAAUGGCAGAAGAGUGACAAAAUUCGUUCAGACCACACAUUUUAGAGGCAGGGAAUGAAGAAGGUACUGUGGGCCAUGGCCACACCCAACGCGUCUGUGGUGGGCCUGCUCACUGCAGUGUGCUGUCCAGAGACCUGCUGACCCAGUCGGGGAUGGGCACAGCGGGGGCUGCCACGGUGCCCCUUGCUGGCCGCCCUCAGGAAGGGCCUCUGGACUGUCGGUGUGGUGUAGGCAGUGGGUCUGCUUCAGGGAGGCAGCCUCUUGAGUUUGCCACAGUGGCUGCACUGAAGACGGCCCCACAAGCCCGGUUGUGAAUAUCAGGGUGGCCCUGCCCCUGGCUGGCAGCUCCCUUGGGACUCUGGAACCUGAAGCCCUGAGAAGGAGAGCUUGGAAGGAGGUUGAGCUCUUCUCUGUGUCUUUCCAUCUGGGCGCUCUGCAGCCCAGCUCUGCGGCAGGAGGCCUGACCCCACCCCGUCAAUCCCUCCCAGCAUUGCUGUGCAUGGCUGCCUCAGGAAGAAGCUCUGGACUGGGGCUGUGCUCUGCGGGCUCUGGAGACUGAGCUGCCUCCUGUCUCUCCACUCUGGAGCCCUGGGCUCUUGCCUCCUGUUGAAUUGCCCCUGGGCCUGCCCCCGACCCUGUUUGUGCCAUAAAGGGUUGCUUCAUUGCAGGAGGGGUGGCUGAAACCACCAUCCUAGGCUGCAUCUUUCUCCUUCAAGUCCACUCUACAUCACCGCCACUGCUGCAGCUCAGUGCCCAGCGGCCGCAUGCACACCUCCAGGCCCCUCCUCCGCAGCGCAGGGGCUGGGGGCCCUGCCUGGGACCCUUCUGCCUGAAGGACCCUGUUGCCUGCUCCUGGGCAGUGGUCUUGUUGCCUGAUACAGGGCCUUUAACAUUUCUGAGGUUUGGAGAUUAAGCGGGUUCUGUGCGAUUUUUAGCACAUCCAUCUUUUCUACGUUGAAUGUCUGGAUCUUUCCUUUAUAUGUUUGUCUCUGUGUGUGUAUGUGGCCAAGCGUUUGCAGGUGAGGGUGGUACAUGGAACUUUGCAGGUCAGUGGGGGCCCACUCUUCUAGGGUCAUCGACAUCCUGGGCUGUGCUGCGGCAGGGCUGUCUCACUCAGUCUUUCCAGACCUGCGGGGGCAGCACUUGGGAGGCCUGGCUGAAGCAUGCAGUUCUGUGGUGCUGCUCGGGGACGGACUCCAUGCACAGUCCACUUGACACAUUCUCACACUGUGGCUGGAGACCCAUUUUUUCCAUCCCGUGUGGAAUGAGAAUCUUGAGUUACUCAUGGACAGACUUGACCUUUGUGCCAGAGCUGUGAGUGAGUUUUGUCACUGAAUUGCCUGUCCCUGAGCUUGGCCUGCUGGAGCAUGAUGCUAGAGGCUGUGUGCGGGCAGGUUUGCGCUCCUCUUGGAGAAGGGCUGCUACUUCUUGAGAAGGAAGUCCUGGCCACAAGAGUCCCCCGCUGGCUGCAGAAGACAAAGCAGGAAGCACGUCAUGUAUCCCACAUGCACUGGGGCAUGGCAGCCAGGUUCCAGAGCAGCAGGCAUGUGCAUUAUGGGUGCCAGGUGGCCAGUGAGGGCCCGAGGACCACACAGCAGAGUCCCCCACGGGCCUGAUCCUGAGAGCUUAGAGGGUUCCUGCUUGGCCUCAGAACUGUGUGUGCAGGACAGGGUGGCUGGCACGAGAUGUGUGGGACUGGGACGCUUCCUUUGGGGACCAGAGGAACAUUAGGGCCAGUCAGACGUGUAGGGGGCAGCGAGGCAAUGGGGUAAAGUGGACCAUGCAGGCUGCAGAGGGUGGGCCUUGGGCUGGCCAGGGGUUACUGGGUGGCCCCUUCCCCAUGCGCCUCCACAAGCACUCAGGCCACUGGCACGUCAGGCCAGUCAGAAGGUCCACAUAGCAGAGCUGCCUGGAACACCUGUGGCUCCAGGAGGCCCUUGGGGGCAUGAGGAGAGCUGGACUCGCUCAUCUAUCCUUGCACCGCCAUCCAGAAUGCCCCCGUUGCAAGGCCUGCUGCAGCCCCCAGUCUGACCAGCAAGUCCCGGGGCUACCCUUGCCGAACCUUGUGCUCCAGGGGUCCUCCUACCCCAGGACCACCUUGCCACAGUUUCUCGGAGACCAGGUGUCCUCUGACCUGCCAUGUGGAGGUGGGAUUUGAUACUGUACAUUGUCUUGAUGCCUGUUUUUUUUUUAUGUUUUCCUUUCAUUAAGGGUUUUUAGUUUCUGGUUGGGUUGACACUAACUUUUCUUAAGAUGCUGUGAGAACCAUUUCAUCCAAAUGCCAAAUAAACUUGUGUUCUGGAAGAA
Messenger RNA from Macaca mulatta (Rhesus monkey), 4526 nucleotides. RefSeq names its product DiGeorge syndrome critical region gene 2 (gene DGCR2). Lineage: Eukaryota; Metazoa; Chordata; Mammalia; Primates; Cercopithecidae. Gene Ontology annotation, molecular function: protein binding. Gene Ontology annotation, cellular component: membrane. The record is from RefSeq and is a predicted model, not a curated record.